CUGCAACGCUGUCCCAACCUCCGCUAUUUUAUCGGUGAAAGUGGGGAAAGCACUUCAUUAUCAUCAUCAAGACAGGCUAUUUAUUCAGAAGCUUACUCGUUACAUGAUGUGAUGGGCCACUCCAUUGCCGCUCGACUUGGCCCAUUGCUGUCUCGUUGGUGCCCUAAACUCAUCCAUCUCAAAGACCACUAUACUUACUGCGAUCGUACCGAAAACGUGCCCGACAUCGACGGACACAAUAGCAGCGACGACGAAGAGCAACAACAGCAACAGAACGGAUUACGUUAUUUAAAUGUUUUUGAAGGGGUUGGUCAAGAGCAUAUUGGUCCAGCAUUGCUACGUAGCCAGAACACGCUUGAGUACUUCUCCAUGGAGAUGUAUCCAGAUGCGUUUUUGGAGAGUGAUGAUUGGUCACGCUUAUUCCACACCCUCAGCUUUUCUCGACUGCGAUCAUUGAAUCUCUACAACGUCGAUUUUGACAGCACCUCGAUUGUCACGAUGCUCAACCAAAGUCCAAUGCUGGAAACUCUGACUCUGAAGAACCAUAUACCUACAAUGUCAAAUCCACUAUCACCACUACAGCAACCUUUGCGACUUCAAACGAUGCUGUUCGUACGGACGCUACACUUGGACAACAUUCAACCUUUCGAUGGUCUAUCCCUUACUACGCUUCUCGAAAGCUUCCCAGCGCUAGAGAAACUCGAGCUCAUUGACUUACCCUCAACACUGAGCUUACCUCGUAUUUUCGGACGCUUUUCGCGCUUAGGACAUCUUCACAUUGAAAAUGUUCCUUGGACCUACUCAGAUAACGACUCUCAUGUUCCAACCAGCAAUGACUAUGCCAGCAUGCCUUUCGAUUGCAACAGCGAAACCAUUGCUGCAAGAUUUUUUCGACAAAUACCUGCAUGUGAAAUGAAACUCAAUGUUUUCCACCUAGAGCAGGACUCAAUAAUGCCCGUAAUUACAACUAGAAGAUUCUCCUACGACCCUUUACUACUUGCCCUGGCAAAAAUUUCUACGAUAAAAGAGUUGCGUAUCGACCUAGAUCCUGAUUCUUAUACAGACGAAGGAUUGCUUACGUUUCUAAGAGAAUUAAGCCUUCGACAACAGCAACAACAACAACAGCAACAGCAACAAAUAACAGCAGGAAUUGAAUCGCUCUUACUCCGAAAUGUACGUAGCAUGACCAACCUGGCGUUAUUUGAUGCUUUGGCCGAGCUACCAUGUUUGAAGACUUUGGCCGUAUUAUCAAGAGCUAUGCCUACGUGCACAGAAGUCAACCUAUCUGGAUUGAUUUCUAUGCUGCAGAAGAGUAAAAGUAUGACUCUUGCAAUGUUCGAAAACGUGUGGCUGGUUUCUCCUGCAGAUUCGUAUACACAAGGAGCUUACGACGACUUCGCGCCCCACCUGGACGAUGAUUUGGAAGUAUGGAUGCGUCAACAACUAUUUCAUCGAUAUAAUGUUAGCUUGGAUGACUAUGAUGUUUCUAUAACUCUGUAAUAUAAGAGAAAAACUGACAUGAAUAGUGUAUGAUGAAAUAAAUACUUUUCUUUCAAAUAUUUA
Messenger RNA from Zychaea mexicana, 1563 nucleotides. RefSeq lists its product as uncharacterized. The coding region runs from base 112 to 1500 and encodes 462 amino acids. NCBI's taxonomy places the organism in Eukaryota, Fungi, Mucoromycota, Mucoromycetes, Mucorales, Lichtheimiaceae. The record is from RefSeq and is a predicted model, not a curated record. The transcript has a single exon.